This is a messenger RNA of Chenopodium quinoa (quinoa), 1755 nucleotides long. RefSeq names its product protein RTE1-HOMOLOG-like. NCBI's taxonomy places the organism in Eukaryota, Viridiplantae, Streptophyta, Magnoliopsida, Caryophyllales, Amaranthaceae. The record is from RefSeq and is a predicted model, not a curated record. Gene Ontology annotation, biological process: response to ethylene; regulation of ethylene-activated signaling pathway. The transcript has 4 exons. Bases 946 to 1626 code for a protein of 226 amino acids. Gene Ontology annotation, cellular component: endoplasmic reticulum; Golgi apparatus.
AAGGCUUGGCACGGCCGUGCAGGCUCUUCUAAGCCCUUUUCUUCUAUAUUGCUCCUUUCCUUGGCUUCUUUCUACUAUCUUCUUGCUUCUAACCUCGGUUUAAUAUCCAUGAGCUUCAUUUGGUCGUCUUUAAACCUAGAAUCUCAACAAAAAAACACCAACAACCCAUAAAGCACGGUGAAACUCCAUCCCAACACACUAGUCUAGCAAAGCAUUACAAGUGAACAACACAAAUUUAAUGUGUAAAAUUACAAAUUUGCCAUUAGAUGAACAAAAAUUACUUGGAAUUUAUUAACAAGAUGACUCCUCCCCCACCCACGACAAACACAAAAGAAAAAUAAAAGGAGGCCAGCAUCAGUAUCAGCAGCCUUGUAUUUUCCCUCCCAUUGAAGUCUGGGUGUCUGCACUUCGCCAAUCAUCGGCGUCAACGGCAAUACCAUCAGCUUCGUCAAGGGCUAGCUUACAGGCAUGUAUGGGAAAAUAACUCAAAUAUAUAUUUCAACAAAAAUCGACUCUACUGAAAGCCAACUGAUAUGAUCGUUGAUUUUCUCGUGGAAAAGGAGUACAUGACCUGCCUUCUUUCUGAACGAAGCUUAGGCUAGCUUAUGCAAUAUGCCUUAUCCAUAUUGGUAGUUAAAUGUCCUUGAAUAUGCAUGCGACUGCCUUGCAGAGAAGUGCUACAUCAUUGUAAUUAACUAUUCCCUAUGUCUCUUAUGCAACCUGUUCACUUAUGGAACAAUUAUUAUGGAAAUAGAAAAAUGGAAGAUGGUCAGGUCUAGGUCCAACAUUUAUCUUAAAUGAAGUGAAAGAUCCCUGUACGCAGAACGGGAAGUGUAUUUUGUGACAUUCCAGUAAGGUAAAUGGGAACUUAAUGUUGGGACUGAGGGAGAACUUCUUAGAGCCAGAAGGAAAAUCUUGUAUAGCUUUUUUUCACUGGCCACAGACAUGGACACGGAAGGACAGCAAAUGAUUUGUGAAAGUACUCCACAGGCCAUACAAAUUGACCCUAAAAGAGCUCGAUUUCCUUUCUGUAUCGUAUGGACACCUCUUCCUGUUAUUUCAUGGUUGAUUCCUUUUAUAGGUCAUAUUGGCAUUUGCAGAGAGGAUGGCGUAAUUUUGGACUUUGCAGGCCCCAACUAUGUAUGUGUCGACAAUUUUUCCUUCGGCUCAGUGACUCGAUACCUACAGAUAGAUGCAAAGCUAUGCCGUGCAAUUUCCGUCUUGGCUUCCCGUAGAAAUGGAGACCAACAGAAUCCAAGUGAAUCUGAUGGAGAGAUUUUUCCUUGGGAUGAUGCACUUCGAAAAAGCACACUAGAAUUCCAACACCAUUCGUACAAUAUCUUGACUUGCAACUGUCACUCUUUUGUGGCAAACAAUCUAAAUCGCCUGGGUUUCAAUGGUGGCAGGUGGAAUGUGGUUAGUCUUGCAGUACUGAUUCUCUUGAAGGGUAGGUGGGUGGACAGAGGUUCCAUCAUAAAAUCUUACUUGCCCUUUCUUAUUGUAUUUCCUUUGGGUCUUGUUCUUGGAGGCUGGUCUUUUCUGAAAUUUUGGGCUAUGUUUAUGAUUAUCCUUGUUGGUUGGUUUUUAAUUGGAUCAUAUUUUUUUAAGGCUUUAAUCCAGUUGUGAAACUUAAUACUUGUAUUUUUGUAUCUGAACAUUCUGUCAAGUUCUUGUUUACCUUGUUAAAUGUACAGAAACGACCAUGUAAUAGAGGAAAAAGUUUCACCAGUUAAUGCUACUGCUGAUUUGCGUGUA